Drosophila serrata is the source of this 1498-nucleotide messenger RNA. RefSeq names its product snail (gene sna). Gene Ontology annotation, molecular function: DNA-binding transcription factor activity, RNA polymerase II-specific; RNA polymerase II cis-regulatory region sequence-specific DNA binding. NCBI's taxonomy places the organism in Eukaryota, Metazoa, Arthropoda, Insecta, Diptera, Drosophilidae. The record is from RefSeq and is a predicted model, not a curated record. Gene Ontology annotation, biological process: regulation of DNA-templated transcription.
UCUAUCAGAAAUAAACUCAAAACUCUCCGAACUGUGAUCUGCGAAACUCCGCCGAUCAUCACUCGAUAAAUCGAUCUCUCAAUUACGUGCCGGAAAUAACUGUUAUCGAAAAUGGCCGCCAACUACAAGAGUUGCCCGUUGAAGAAGCGCCCCAUUGUCUUUGUGGAGGAGCGUCUGCCGCAAACGGAGGCCUUGGCCCUGACCAAGGACUCACAGUUUGCCCAGGACCAGCCACAGGAUCUCUCGCUGAAGCGUAGCCGCGAGGAGGAUUACCCACAGGAGCCGGUGGCCAAGCGUGACUAUGUGCUUAAUCUCUCCAAGACACCGGAAAGGAUUCCUGCCAUCAGCUCCAGUUGCCUGCUAUCGCCGCCCGUUGAGUCUGGUAGCCAGGAUUACCCGCAGCCCACGGACAUUCACAUGCGGGGAUUGACAGCUGGAACUACGGGUUACACCACCAGUGUCCCCGUGCCUAAUCCCUUCCAGUCUGCCUUUGUGAUGGCCGCCGGUUGCAAUCCGAUUUCGGCUUUGUGGAGCACCUAUCAACCUCAUUUGGCCGCCUUCCCAUCGCCUGCUAGCUCCAUGGCCUCACCGCAAUCCGUGUAUAGCUAUCAGCAGAUGACACCACCCUCGAGUCCGGGAUCCGAUCUGGAGACUGGAUCGGAGCCAGAGGAUCUCUCCGUGCGCAAUGACAUUCCACUGCCGGCUCUGUUCCACCUCUUUGAUGAGGCCAGGUCCACGAGCAGCGGUGCCAGUGUGAGCAGCUCCUCGGGUUACUCCUCGUACGUUCCAACCUCUGCCACCGCCACUCCGGCUGGUAACCAGACCAGUCUGGCGGCCAAGAACUACCGCUUCAAGUGCGAGGAAUGCCAAAAGAUGUACUCCACCUCGAUGGGACUGUCCAAGCACAGGCAGUUCCAUUGCCCGGCUGCAGAGUGCAACCAGGAGAAGAAGACCCACUCCUGUGAGGAAUGCGGCAAGCUGUACACCACCAUUGGAGCCCUCAAGAUGCACAUUCGCACCCACACGUUGCCCUGCAAGUGCCCCAUCUGCGGCAAGGCCUUCUCCCGUCCCUGGCUGCUUCAGGGACACAUCCGCACCCACACUGGGGAAAAGCCAUUCCAGUGCCCGGAUUGUCCACGAUCCUUUGCCGAUCGCUCCAACCUGAGGGCCCAUCAGCAGACGCAUGUGGAUGUGAAGAAAUAUGCCUGCCAAGUGUGCCACAAAUCCUUCUCGAGGAUGUCACUCCUGAACAAACACUCCAGCUCCAACUGCACCAUUACAAUUGCGUAAAAGAACUCUGGAUUUAUGGAUUUCCCGUACAAAAUACAAACAUUCCGCUGGCGAAGACCAAACAGACAGACAAUAACUAAAGCUAGCCUGUACUAAGUCGAUUCGGUUUUGGUGCUACUAUAACUAUAUAGCCCACAUUGCUAUUUAUUUCAGUCGUAGUAUUUCUAGUCUAAGAUCAUGUAUAUUUUCCCCAUUGUCACAAGCAGCA